Messenger RNA from Trichoderma virens Gv29-8, 1257 nucleotides. RefSeq lists its product as uncharacterized. The transcript is spliced from 4 exons. The coding region runs from base 1 to 1257 and encodes 418 amino acids. The record is from RefSeq and is a predicted model, not a curated record. Gene Ontology annotation, molecular function: FMN binding; oxidoreductase activity. Lineage: Eukaryota; Fungi; Ascomycota; Sordariomycetes; Hypocreales; Hypocreaceae.
AUGGCGGAACUACAUGUUGCUCAACCAAUAAAAUUAAGAUGCGGCCUCACAUUGCCUAAUCGACUUGUCAAAGCUCCCAUGUCAGAGGGAAUUGCAACGCCUAGGUCGCUUCCAGAUAAAAAAAUUCACAAUAUCUAUCAGCACUGGGCUAAAGGCGGUUGGGGCAUGAUUAUUACUGGGAAUGUUCAAGUAGAUGACAGAUAUCUUGGUACGGCUACGGAUUUGGCGGUGGACUCACUUGUCAGUGACGAUGGCGUAAUUACGUCGUGGCAAAGUUGGGCAACCACAUGUAAGGAAUUUGGAACGCCAACUGUGGUACAACUGAAUCAUCCUGGUCGACAGUGCCCGAUAGGAGCUGGAAAGCACGGCUAUUUCUCAAAGAAUGUAGCGCCAACUUCAAUUGGCCUCUAUAUGGGGGACGGUGUUAUUCCCAAAGCUGUCUCUGCAAUUGCGUUUGGAACACCCCGAGAACUGGAUGUAUCCGAGAUUCAGACCAUCGUUAAGCAAUUUGUCCGUGCAGCACGUUUAGCUUACCAAAGUGGCUUCUCUGGCGUGGAGAUUCACGCUGCGCACGGUUAUCUCAUAGAUGAAUUUCUUUCCGAGACGACAAAUCAACGAACCGACGCCUAUGGAGGUUCGCCACAAAAGAGAACUAAAUUUAUUUUAGAAGUCAUCAACGGUAUUCGAUCAGAAGUGCCCACUUCAUUUUGUGUCGGAGUCACAAUUAAUUCUAUAGACGCUCUGUCUCCAAAAGCUCUAUCUGAUAGGAUUCGACAACUGGAACUUAUUAUAAACGCUGGUAUUGAUUAUAUCCAAAUUACCGGUGGUACAUUUGAAGACCCCCAGAUGUUUCUCGGACCCUGUAAACAUGGAGGCCCGAUACUGAAAGAUAGCACAAAAACAACAGGUGCAUAUUUCGUUGAUUUUGCAAAAGUGGUCAAAUCGAGUUUUCCAGAUACUCCGCUCAUUUUGACUGGUGGCUUCCGUUGCCGUGAUAGCAUUGAGAAAGCUGUGGUGGAUGGAAAUUGUUCUAUGGUGGGGAUUGUUCGUCCAGCUGCAGUGAACCCUCUGCUACCGAAGACGGUAAUAUUCAAUCGUGAAAUCAGCAACUCGGAUGCAACACUAUAUUCACCAAAGAUUGAAGCGCCAUGGAUUAUCAAGAAGAUGGGCAUCACAGCUCUUAAUGUCCACAUGGAUAAUGCGUGGUAUUUAGCCCAUAUCAAAAAUUUGUCAAAGGAGUAUGUUAAGAACAUUUAG